Cloeon dipterum is the source of this 1396-nucleotide messenger RNA. RefSeq names its product farnesol dehydrogenase-like. Lineage: Eukaryota; Metazoa; Arthropoda; Insecta; Ephemeroptera; Baetidae. The transcript has 6 exons. The coding region runs from base 129 to 890 and encodes 253 amino acids. The record is from RefSeq and is a predicted model, not a curated record.
AUACCACUUGUUCACCAACUUCCAAGUGCAAAGCUGUGCUUUCUGAUCAUUAUUCACAUCUGUUUGUGGACAGGUUUACAGCAUUAAAUUAAAAUUAGGGUGAUUGAGUCGAAAUAAUAUAUUAAUAUAUGGAGCGCUGGACGAAUCGUGUAGCCAUUGUCACUGGAGCUAGCUGUGGCAUUGGAGCUUCGAUUGCCAAGCUUUUGGUCGAGAAUGGUCUGAGAGUGGUUGGAGUGGCUCGCCGCGUGGAAAGAGUUAAACAAUUAGCUUCCGAGUUGAAAGGAGCGAAAGGUGAAUUGCACGCAGUGCAAGGGGAUGUUACUAUUGAGGAGGACGUGAAGAGAGUGGUCCAAUGGACGAGGGAAAAUCUCGGUGGCGCCGACAUCCUCGUCAACAAUGCCGGUGUUCAAAGAUAUGGAAAAAUUUGCGAGCAGAGCAGUGAUGAUGUUAAAAAAAUCUUUGACACAAACGUGAUUGCUUUAACAGUUUUCACGAGGGAGGUCGUCCAAGACAUGAAGUCCAGAGGAAUUUCCGACGGACACAUUUUUAACAUCAAUAGCGUUUGCGGCCACUAUGUUUCCCAAUAUCCAACUGUCCAUAUUUACACGGCAAGCAAGCACGCUGUUACUGUGCUGACAGAGGGCCUGCGCAGGGAGCUCAGAGAUAUGCAGACCAAGAUCAGGGUCACGAGCAUCAGUCCAGGGUUGGUAAAAACGGAGAUAAUAGUUGCAGCAGGUGGUUCUGAAGAAGUAGCAGCAAAGACAUUUGAGGGAAAUCCAUGUCUUCUACCAGAAGAUAUUGCACAGGCGCUUUUGUACGCGUUGCAGGCACCACCUCACGUUCAAGUUCACGAGCUUAUCAUUCAUGCUACAGGAGAAUCCCUGUUUUAAUCCGGUCAAAAUCAGGUCCCUCUUAAACUGGACACUCUCCCGCCACUGUGUGUUGGUACCGUGGAAUUAAGAAGUCCAAAAGGCCGAUGGAACCAUAUAUAGUUUUGAUUAAACUUCAGGUGAUGGUAAUCAUGAAAUCCAGUGGAUUAAAACCAGGGUCAGUGAUAGCCUUAGUGGCCGUUCAGGGUCUGGAAUAAGACGUAGGAAAACCAGAACCCAAUACUGACAGGGUAGUGUGAUCGAACAAAAUGGGCCUCAAUGCUUCUGGGACGAGGUUUGAGAACACUUGUCCUAGGGGAUGGCAAUAAACGGCCAUAACUGCAAUAGGGGACGUCCACUCAUGGUGCUGCUUGUGGAUGUACGUGCAAAACCAUUUAUAGUGCAGCAACCUUUGAGUUGUGGCGUUAUAUUGUAUUGAUUUAAAUUUUUUAAUCAUGAUUAGGACAUACUGGAUGACGUCGAAACAAUAGUCGAGAAUUAAAACGACUUAUUUAAAGAACAACGAG